Molecule: messenger RNA, 630 nt
Organism: Aureococcus anophagefferens
Lineage: Eukaryota; Pelagophyceae; Pelagomonadales; Pelagomonadaceae
Product: expressed protein
Exons: 1
Coding region: 1-630 (209 amino acids)
Cellular component (GO): membrane
Source: RefSeq, a predicted model, not a curated record
AUGAGCCCCGCCCUGAUCAGCCUCAUCUGCGCCGUCGGCAACGCCGUCGGCUUCGCCGGCCACCUCUUCAUGCCGCCCUGCUGGCUGCGGUCGCCGCAGAAGACGCGCGUCUUCGGCCGCUGGACCUUCCUCACGAAUCAAUCCAACGCCAUCCUCGUCUGCUACCACGCGCUGCGCUUCGCCGCGCCGGCGCACGCCCUCGCGAGGCGCGCCUACCCGCUGGCCUUCGCGCUCGGCGUCGGGCUGACGCUGCUCUACUACGGCCUCGACCACUUCGUCGCCGCGAAGCGAGCCGAGGACCGGCUCUGGGUCGCGCGCGGCUUCGUCUGGAUCCCCGUCGCGUGCCACGUCGAGCACGGCCUCGCGCUGCCGCUCGCACUGCUCGACGCGCGCUACGGCGGCCACGCCGGCGAGUCGACGGGCGGCGACGUCGUCGUCCUCGUCGGCGGCUUCGCGGCCUUCUACCUCCUCGGCACGCUCCUCAACAAGAAGCUCACGGGCCUCUGGCUCUACCCCAUCUCCGACGAGCUCGAGAAGGCCCUCGGCCCCGCGGGCUUCUGGGUCCUGUCCAUCCCCGUGACGGUGACCUACGUGACCCUCGGCUUCGUCGGCCGCCACGUCGCCGGGUGA